AUGGAGGAAAGCCACAUUGAUUUCGUGGAUCGCGCCGUGGAGAGAAUCGAACCAGAAUGGGGAAUGGGAGGAGCCAACGACAACGAGUGCAAUACGAAGUACUUCGUGCGAACGGCAACCGACGUGGAAAACAAGGGGUUUGGCAGGGGUCCUGAUCCAAAGCUGAAUGAGCUGCGAGAAUCCAACACGAGGCCUCCUAAGUGCAGGGAGCGUGCUUGCAGGACAGGCGCCGCAUUUGCCAUCACCGAACGUCCGAACCCGGUCGAGCUGAACAAAUUGGUAAUCCAGGCCUUCGACCACCAAACAAGCCUGAAGACCGAGGUUGCAACUUGCCACGCCCUGCAAAGGAGGCUUAGCCGUAGCGUGGCGACGAAUCUCAAAAGCCAACAAACAGGCGGCCAUACCAAAUCGGCCGUCUUUUCUUCCCGUCCGUCCAUCAAUUGGAGAAGCGACAAGUCUAAGGAGGCAGGAAACGUCGACGACCUGAAAGGAAGAAGAAAGAUGAACCCAACCCAACCCCUCUUCCGCCCCCUAGUGACUCCAGCCAUCUCGAUCCAAAGCAUGAACAAAGACGAAUUCCUCCUUUCUUGGACAGAUGCUCAAAGCGAGAAACGAUUCCUGUCCUCUAUCCUUCGUAGAGAGUGCCGGUCCGUCCCUGACCCCUGGCCGGGCUGGCCCUCGGUAGAGGGUGCACCCGAUAUUGCGCCGGAGUGA
This is a messenger RNA of Sodiomyces alkalinus F11, 714 nucleotides long. RefSeq lists its product as hypothetical. The coding region runs from base 1 to 714 and encodes 237 amino acids. Lineage: Eukaryota; Fungi; Ascomycota; Sordariomycetes; Glomerellales; Plectosphaerellaceae. The record is from RefSeq and is a predicted model, not a curated record. The transcript has 6 exons.